AAGGCGACGGAGCGCGAACAGAGCGCAACAUCCUAACGUCACCGGCAGGCGAACGCGACAGAAAACAUGUAGAAGUUAACAAUUCACGGUGCACGGUUUACUGUGAUUACGAACACUGCCGUGGAACAGGGCCACAGGGCACGGAUGGCUGCAUAUGAAAUACAAUUGCAACUCUAAAAUAUCUGGAUCCAGUAUCAGAAAUCAGCUAAGUGGGGGCCUACAAAUGUACCAAGGUGUUGAGCGAUCUCAGGACGCUGCGGUCAUGGGCGACAGCCCGAGCGGACCGAAGCCGAAGCGAGCACGUCGCACUGCGCCGAAGCAGUCCACAUCAGACGGACCCGAGACACAGCCCCGCGCCCCCAAGCCCAAAGCGUCGAGGCGUGGCCGAAGCAAUGCCGCUGCCGUCGACAACGCCGAGGCCUCCACGAGCGCCUGCACGGAGCUGGCUGAGCUCCCCUCUAACUGGAAUGGACUGCCGCAAAUUCUCCUCACCACCAUAUUCGCCUGGCUUUCCAACGAGGAUGUCAUCUCCGCUGGCCAGUCCUGCUUUGGCUGGAGGGAAGCGGCUAAGCUGCCCACCGUGUGGAUGGGGAGAUCUUUGACGUACGACGUGCCCCCCUCGACCGGCAAAGUGGAGAAGGACAAACACGAAGGGGCGAAGGUGUUCGCACGGACUAUGAGGUUCGCCCCGAACCUCCUUUUCGUCAGUUGUCCGAAGAGCAUGAAGCCUGCCGCCAGGGCGGCGAUGACCACCCAGCCCAUCUGCAAGGUGAAAUCGGCAGUGCUGAACGGAAGCCUCAAGUGGACGGUGAAGUACCUGCAGCGUCAGCGCGAGUCCCUGGAGGGCCUGACACUCAUCAGUCCCACGUUGGAGGUCUUGCGGGCGGUCAUGACCCUGCCCAAGCUGACCAGUUUUGUGACUACUGACUUGAACUACCAGUGGUCCGAAUUGCCGUACAAUGGGCUGAACGAGGAGCCGGCCAUUUCAGGCUACUCCGCGACGACUGGGACUCUGCAAAGGCUCGUAUGCCACCCCGGGCUGGAACUCCAGGCCUGCACGGCCUUCGUGGAGGCCAACGCGGCCACCCUGGAGGAGGUUGCCGUCUGCUGCUUCCCUGCCCAAGCCCUGGAGCGCUGUACGCUGCUCCGCCGCCUCCUGGUCACCAUCGACCCGGCCGCUGCAGCCCAGGCCCAGUUGCGGCAACUGCUAAAGGCGAGAGCCCCGCUGGACUUCGUGGGAUUCAUAUGCACUGACCACCACUCCAAAGCGCCGUGUGUCGCUCUGCGAGAGUCCCUGCAGGACUGCGUGCGGGACGGCGGGGCCAUCUUGUGUGACAGGUGCAACAUGGCUUGCCCCUUGAACAGACGCCCCCGAGCCGCACCGAUGAGCCUACGACCGGAAUCUGUUUUCGACGAAAUUCUCGCCAGCGAGUUCAACCUCGGCGACCCCUGCCACUGCUUCGUGUGCUCUAGCUCUGAUGAUGAAACUUCGAUCGAAGAGGGCUCGUUUGGAGAGGAAGCUUCCGAUGAAGAGUUUCUUGACUCGUUUGAAGAGGAAGUUUCCGAUGAAGAGUUUCUUGACUCGUAUGAAGAUUCGUUCGAAGAAGGAUCGGAUGAAGAUUUCGACGGCCCGGCCGGCUGCUUAGUGCAGUAAUUUAGUUUUUGUUGACUCCAGUUUUGUUUUAUGAUAAGCACUGAGAUGUUCUAAUCUCAAACUACCUCCAUCUCUUGUUUAGUAAGAGUUAAAGAGGAAAGUUAAAAUCUUUACUUUUUUGUUUUUUAAAUGUGCCAGGGGCUCUGUAGUACUGAGUUGUAUACUCUGAGUUGUCAGUGUGCAAUUACACUUUAUACGUUGGAUCUUCCAUUAAAUCAUUAUUCUAGACUUA
Messenger RNA from Thrips palmi, 1886 nucleotides. RefSeq lists its product as uncharacterized. The transcript has 7 exons. The coding region runs from base 155 to 1654 and encodes 499 amino acids. Lineage: Eukaryota; Metazoa; Arthropoda; Insecta; Thysanoptera; Thripidae. The record is from RefSeq and is a predicted model, not a curated record. Gene Ontology annotation, molecular function: protein binding.